This is a messenger RNA of Pipistrellus nathusii (Nathusius's pipistrelle), 552 nucleotides long. The record is from the annotation of a GenBank genome assembly. NCBI's taxonomy places the organism in Eukaryota, Metazoa, Chordata, Mammalia, Chiroptera, Vespertilionidae.
AUGGAACAGCGGUUAGCCGAGUUCCGAGAGGCCCGGAGGCGGGCCGGGCUGGCGGCCGAACCCGGCACUUCCAGGCAGAGCGCACAAACCUCGGGAGAGAAGGCGGAAGCUAUUGCCACUCCAGAGUCAGCCCUAGGCUGGCUCAAACGAUUCCAGGUGUGGAAACGGAGGCCCGCGAGUGCCCCGGCCCAGCCCAGCCUCGCUCAGGAAGCCGCUCAGCCUGGGAGCGGGACGCCACAGCCCCCACGGAGGACAGCCGUCCCCCCACCGUUGGCGCGGGACCAGUCCUUCCUGACCAGCAUCACCUUCUUGAAGGUUCUCCUCUGGUUGAUCCUGCUGGGACUGUUUGUGGAACUGGAAUUCGGCCUGGCUUACUUUGUCCUGUCCUUGUUCUACUGGAUGUACGUCGGGAUGCGAGGUCCCGGGGAGAAGAAGGAGGGAGAGAAAAGCGCCUACUCUGUGUUCAACCCGGGCUGCGAAGCCAUCGAGGGCACCCUGACUGCAGAGCAGCUAGAGCGCGAGUUACAGCUUAGACCCCUGCAGGGGAGAUAG